UCCAAACAUACAAAAGGCAAUCUAAAACUUGAAUUUUAUUUCUCUCUCUCGAGCAUAAACCGUAUAUGUGGCUUUUGAGGUCUUAUUUGUUGACUAAAUUGAUCAAUAUUGGAUCCAGGCUAAUGCAGGAAGAUCUGUCAGCGUGUAUCAAGUCCACGUUGUGAAAGCAAAAUCAUCUGUGACCUGCAAUGCAUCUACUAGUAGCUGAAGACAAUGUGGUCAAUCAAAAAUUGAUGACAAGGAUUGUGCUCCGUACAAUCGGCGGUUGUACUUUGAGUAUUGUUAACAAUGGGCAAGAAUGCCUUGAUUACCUGGCCUCGCCACCUGAAAUAUGUCCUAGACCGGAUAUAAUAUUGAUGGAUUCCAUAAUGCCGGUGAUGGAUGGCUUCGAAGCAACUCGUAUAAUCCGCACUGUACCACCUUUCAGCACCGACGUUCAACUCCGUCGUACCCCAAUUAUAACCAUGGCCCCACCUGGCCUACCCCUGCCACUUCGAAGAUAUGUGCAAGAGCAUGACGGUUUGCUUUCAAAGCCUAUCAGGGUCUCUCACUUGAAAAGACUAUUGUUACAACACUCUCGGUUCCAGCCUCAACAUGUUCCUGGAGUUGGUAUGGUGAUGGCGCCCGUUUGGAGCCCAGUCGCGAUAAGGGCUUUUAGUGGACCUAGGUCGAGGUUGUAGGUUAUUCCUAGGGACGUAUGUCGACUUAUCUUUCUCUCUGGCGUUACAUACUUGAGACUUGAAAAAUCUUUUGCAUAUGUAGGCAUGUCUGUCGUUUUUGGCUUCAAAUACCAACUGCACAUACAUCAACAUAUGUAGAAGGUACAUGUAGAGUUGCAUCUGGC
Molecule: messenger RNA, 844 nt
Organism: Talaromyces proteolyticus
Lineage: Eukaryota; Fungi; Ascomycota; Eurotiomycetes; Eurotiales; Trichocomaceae
Product: CheY-like superfamily
Exons: 3
Coding region: 189-680 (163 amino acids)
Biological process (GO): phosphorelay signal transduction system
Source: RefSeq, a predicted model, not a curated record